This is a messenger RNA of Giardia duodenalis, 4245 nucleotides long. Its product is annotated as Trichohyalin. The record is from RefSeq and is a predicted model, not a curated record. The coding region runs from base 1 to 4245 and encodes 1414 amino acids. NCBI's taxonomy places the organism in Eukaryota, Fornicata, Diplomonadida, Hexamitidae. The transcript has a single exon.
AUGACCCUGACCCUUCGCCACCUCAGAGCACUUCUUGAGAACUAUGGGUCCAUCCCUGAUGACCUUCGAAAGACAGCGUGGCGGUUCAUGCUUGCGCUGCCCAACGACGUAGACUAUUAUGACAGCCUGGUGACUAGAGGCAUACACAAAGAUGCACACAGUCUCUCCAGGCUUUUCCCUAUCAGUGACCGCAGGCUCCUUGUUAGGCUCCAGAAAACAUGUACAGCACUCUACUACUGGUCACCAGACCUGGCAUCGGUGUCAUGGCUUGCGCAGUUUGUGUUUCCUUUCGUGAAGUUCUGGGAGCGAGAUACAGUUGCUGCUUUUGAAACGUGCGUAAUCCUUCUUUCUACUUAUCAAUCUUGGCUGCAGUUUCGCGACGUUCCUCCAAAUAGAGAGGUUGUCUUUGUCGAUGCCAUAAGCGCCAAGUACACUAACAGUAACGGAGUUGGCACAGAGAGACCGGCAGACUGGGCCUGGAGGCUCUUCAUUGGCCUGUUUACAGACCAAUUAUCUGGCGAUGAAUGGUUGAGGUUUUGUGAUCAUUGGUUUUGCGACGGACAUCGUAUCUUUCUGUACGCUGCUUUAGCUGCUUUUCCCGUGGUAGUCCCCCCACGCUAUUUAGCUGAAUCACUAUCUGCACCGUAUCACGGUUUUUCUAUUACUGAAUUCCUAAAGCGCACAAAAGAGAUCAUCAACAUGCUUAAGCGGCAGCAGCGGCAGCAGGGGCUCUAUCCACCUGCCUACCAUGACACAGAUGGAGCUCUAUCUUGUCCAGACUCUGCCACUGAGGAGGAUAUGGCAUCUUUUCUGCGAUCUCGAUUUACGCUCAUACCUACAUCUGGAAUGCAACACAUGAGUUCCAUCGCUUUGCCAAGAAUGACUAUACUAGAUUACAAUCAGGAUUUGAAGCUAAUAGAGCAGGAGCAAAAGGAAUUCGUCAAUAUUAUGAAGCGCGCCCACUUUCGUGACAUGGCAGAUGACCCUCUUGACACUAGAUACUCUGACACCACAAUCAGCAGAAGCAUAGACUCUGAUCUAUCUCAACAUGGCAUGCCAACUAAAGCACAGCGGGCGAUUGAUGUGAGUAGGUCAGGAGUAACUAACCUUAGAUCGUCUGGACUCACAAGCACCGUGUUUCCUAACAAAGUGCAAAGUACUCAAACAGUUGCACGCAAUCUUGGAGAUACUGGGAACACCACGCAAGCAGCUGCAGUUCAGGAUGGGUUAGCGCGCUCUGUUUGUUCGGCUAAAUCUUACAGACAGGGUACGACGACUUGCGAGCCACCUUCGCCUGCUGUCAACGAUAAUGCCGAUCAUGAAUUAGGUUCAACGUUUACCAUCUCUGCAUUUAAGCCCAGAUCUCAGCGCCUCGAUCAAUCCGGUAGAGCAGUGCAAACAGAGGACAUUGAAUUUAUUCCAGUCAGCUCUUCGAAGUCCCAGCAGAUAGCUGAACACAUUGCACGAGAAAUGGCCCAGGAAGUAGCAACCACAGAUGUGCAUGUACGCGAAGCUACUAGUGCCAUAGAAGGCGAUCUGCGUGAAAGACGGUCGGUCCAUCCUGCGGUUCAAAAGCAAGACUCGGUUACCUAUAGAGGGGCCAUCAAUGAUGCAAAUGGAUUUGUGGUAAAUCUGAGCGAACAGGCUCGAAAACGCUCAGAAUCCGAUAAGAGGAACAAGCAGCUUAUUGGAAACGCGGUUCAGCAUGCCCUUUUGAAAGGUAUCACGGCGGUCAGAAGCUGCUCCAGGAAAGAACGGGGGUCACGGGCUGCAGACCUUCCGUUGAAGCAGGAACCUGGGACCAGUUCUAUCGGGCCAGCACGCGCCAGGAGCACCGAGUUUGACCUACCACCCCAACCGGAGUCUACAUUGUGCCAAGUUUGUGAAGAUCGCGGAGUGUAUGAUCCACGCCCAGGAGAAUCUCCUAAAUGCAGGCAAACUGCAAGCAAUGAACAAGUUAAGCCUUUGACUAAUCAACAAAAGGUGUCCUCAAGACCAGUAUCAAUUUCUGUACAGACUCCAUUGUCUAGGAGUGCCCCAAAGGCCCUUCCAACACGCUGUAUUGAGCACAUAACUGUGGAAACACAAACACCACGAGCCACUUCCAGAACGCCCAAAACGCAAGUUAAAAGCACCGGAGUACCGUAUCAGCUACGUCAGCGCCAGCUCCAGCGUCAGCAACUACAGCAACCUAAAAGACCUGCAACAGGAUCCAAGGUCAGUCAACCCAAGCGCACAGUAUGCUCUGUAGAUAGGUCCGUUGCUGCUUCAAGAGCACAAUCACUUAAAACCUCUGUGGGAGUUCAGCAUGUGAGUAUGCGUAGCACAACCAGCGACACAGAAGAGACGCAGGAGCUUGUUAAUAAGGUUGACAUGCUCCUCAACACAGACCGCCUUGCUCCACGGAGAGAGUUGCUUGAAUUGGAGCGGGCUCCCAGAGACACUCUUCUGGACCUUAUCGAUACCUUGGAUCGUCAAGUAGCAUCUGCUGAUCCGUCUACAUACGCUCUCCGGGAUUCAAUACCGUCAAGCAAUGGCUCUGAUCUCAUUGCAGAAAAGCUUGGAGUUGACCCCCAGCUUGAGUAUACUCACCCCGAAGCACGCCCAGUGAUCAAGAGCGCCUACCUUAGCGAGUGUGAGGAAGAUCUACUACAUUAUCCCCAGCCUCCACAAACACUACAUCCCGUUGAUAGCGUUCGCUUUGUCUCCGCCUCUUCAAAAACCCCGGUGUCUCAGCAGACAACUGCUCCCUCUAUUAGCACGACUGCUAGUAGAGGCAGGGCUUUAGGUGAUUCAUCGAUGGGUGAUGCAACAGGAGUAUCUCAUAACUCUAUCAGUUCAUUGGCCCAACAACUUCCUUACCAAAUCCCAUUGGUAGCCCCACAAAGCAACUUGCGUAUCACAAUACCAUCUGUUUCUGCAGCUCGCGGUUCCGAAGGCGGAAGCACGUCCCCCUAUACAAAUUCUGAUAAUACCCAAAAGCCUAGCGUCAGUUUCAUGCUUCCAGAGAGCACAGAACCGCAAGACACAUAUAGGUCUAUCUUAGCGCGCCGCAGUGCUCUCGAGAGUAUUUCCGUUUCAUCUACAGCGAUAGAGCCGCUGCAUCUCAGUGUUCAUCCUGUACCCCAUCGAGCCUCCUACCAGCCAGAGCCAGGGUUUCCACUGGCAGCCAAUGAAAAAGACUUGACGAUAAGCUCUGUGCAGGAACCCAUACUUGCACCAGAUGCUCACCAGGGUAAGCAGGCUCAUUCCCAUUCACAGCCUGAGUUUUCACGAAACUAUCUAGAGACAACGACAUCUACCUUCUUACCACAACCAUCGGUGUCCUUGCAUGCCUCAACCUCACAACCACUUGGAACUCAACUGCCUUCGCACUCUACUUCCUUGCCUAUUCCGUCUCGUAGUGCCUCGAGAACAGGAUCAGUACCGCCUCAAAAUCCUCGUACAAAUAGCCAGACACCUAGACAGAUUGGGAUGCAUCGGCCAGAGAAAUCCGACUCUCAGAUAACGAAGGUGACAGGAGUAGAUAACAUGGGGUAUGAAAAUAGUAAUACGUACGCAGCCACCAUGACCAAUUAUGAGAAGAGCGCAGGGAGCAUGCUUCAGACCCAGAAGAACCAGUUGCCUGUGCAAGUGAUUAUCCAAGAUAGGGAUCAGAGCUAUACCCUUGGCAACAAGGAUAUAGAAACGCUUGAAGAUAGCGGAUCAAAUGACCUUAACUUAAAAGGCACUGCCAGAGACUUGCUACAGUCUGUGCGGCGCAAGUUAGGGGAGUUCAACGAGGUAGAUGAUCCCUCUUUUUCUACUGUCACAAGCGGAACAGACAAAUCAUCAACGCGACCAUUCAAUGGGCUGCUGUCAUCAGCGGCUCGACUCGGUGAGACAAGCAUGAUCGACUUGCAAGGUACCAAACACACAUUUCAAUCUAAUAGGCAGAUGAAGUCUGAGGACUACUCUGCCCUUGAAGAUCCAAUAGUGGACGUCGAUUCACCGUAUCACCAAGACCAGACGCCUGCGCGGGCAAUACGACACUCAACGACAGACCAGCAGAACCUUGCAUGGAGCAGUGCUGUAGUAGACCCGAGCGUACUCGAGAUGUUAUGUGACCAUACGUCACCUGCAUCCAACACGAUGUAUAGCAAUGUCAGGGGGUAUUGUAACCAAGUCGAUAGUACAUUGGCCAACCUCAAGCAAGGCAUAGAUGAUGUGCUUAACAAAGCGAAUCAUUCUGAUGUCGUAGGGUGA